Messenger RNA from Babjeviella inositovora NRRL Y-12698, 930 nucleotides. RefSeq lists its product as uncharacterized. The transcript has a single exon. Gene Ontology annotation, molecular function: iron ion binding; fatty acid 2-hydroxylase activity. Bases 1 to 930 code for a protein of 309 amino acids. Gene Ontology annotation, biological process: fatty acid metabolic process; lipid biosynthetic process. NCBI's taxonomy places the organism in Eukaryota, Fungi, Ascomycota, Pichiomycetes, Serinales. Gene Ontology annotation, cellular component: endoplasmic reticulum; membrane. The record is from RefSeq and is a predicted model, not a curated record.
AUGCUCGACGAAGAUUUUUUUGUGGGGCAUCUUGCUACGCGUGAGGAGGAGAAGAAGUUGCAAGAGGAAGAUUCCGGUGAGGACUUGACAGCGUUCAGAAAUGAGUUACCAACGUUCUCAGCGAUGACCGUGGACACAGACGCGGAUAAGGAUUUCCAGAAAUACAAGUUUUUGGACUUGAAGAAGCCUUUGAUGCCGCAGAUCUUGCUGGCCCAUUGGACCAAAGAGUUCUACCUAGACCUGGUUAACCGACCACGCCACUCAGUUAAGGGGGCCAUGGUGUACCCGCAUCCCGUCUUGGAUGUGGUGUUUUCGCAGGUCCCGUGGUGGGCUAUCAUCGUGUACGCACCCGUCCCCUACGCAGGCAUGCGAGUGGCACUCAAUGAGUUGCCUAAGGGCGAGGCUUACAAGUUGUUUGCCUUAGGGUUUGCGCUCUGGCUGUUUGUCGAGUACAUAAUGCACCGUUUCCUCUUCCACAUGGAUAACAGUAUGCCUGACUACAAUCAGUAUAUUUUUGCUGUUCACUUUGCUGCCCACGGGGUGCACCACUUCUUGCCAAUGGACCCAAACCGGAUUGCUGCGCCAUGGGUGAUGGUAGUUACAGUCGGCUUUUUGGUUUGGAGGUUACUAUUAGCGACGAGUGGGUACGAUAGUGGCAACGCUAUUUUUGCAGGCAGCAUCGCCGGCUUCAUAGUGUACGAAGAGUUUCACAUUUCGUUGCACACAAUGCCGCAAUUCUAUCAGUUUUGGAGUGGAACUGCGCACUACUUGGAGAUGAAACGCUACCAUUUGCAGCACCACUACAAGAAUUACGAGAUUGGUUACGGUGUUACCCAGAAGAUCUGGGACUAUGUGUUUAGGACCGUGCUUGACCCAGAAGACGAAUCACAGGUGCACCGCAAUGCGAAAUUGCAGGGGGGAAAGAGUUGA